This is a messenger RNA of Serendipita indica DSM 11827, 5541 nucleotides long. The record is from the annotation of a GenBank genome assembly. NCBI's taxonomy places the organism in Eukaryota, Fungi, Basidiomycota, Agaricomycetes, Sebacinales, Serendipitaceae.
AUGGCCGAUAGAAAUGCACUUUGGGAGCAGGGCCAGGACGAGUCCGUGGAAGUCAAUCAACGAGCACUAAUCGACAAAGUUCUUGCGCGAUACUCCGGAGAAUUUACUGUUUUCAGAGAGCUACUGCAAAACGCAGACGAUGCCGGCGCAACGGGCGUGCAAAUCACUUUCGAAACCAAGGCAUUCCUCGAGCGCUCCAAGGUCGCUGAUAACAGGAAAAGUCAAGAAGGUUCUCUGUCCGCAAAUGCUGGCGCGGAUGCGGAUGUAGACAAACCACUACCGGCGCUCAAGGAUAUCGUCGUGGAUCAAUGGACAUUCAAGAACAACGGCACUAUCUUUAGAGAGGAAGAUUGGAGUCGGCUGAAGAAGAUUGCCGAAGGCAAUCCUGACGAACAGAAGAUUGGCGCAUUUGGUGUCGGCUUCUACAGUCUUUUCAGUAUCACAGAGGAACCCUUUGUCACCAGUGGAACAAAGUGGAUGGGUUUCUAUUGGCGCGACGGUAAAGAUCAGCUAUAUGCUCGGCGGGGCACCCUUCCAGACGGACCCCCAUCUCCCUGGACGACCUUUGCCAUGCCUUUGCGACAGCGUGGGCCGCUUCCUGGGGCACCACUAGAUUUUCUUCGCUUCCUUGCGAGUUCCAUUACAUUUAUGACGUCCCUUAAAGACGUUGAACUGUACUUGGAUGGUAUUCGACUCGGGCAUGUCUCGAAGGACGUUGGAUCACCUCAAACUGUGGGCGUGCCGAAGGCGCUAGAGAAUAGCCAACACCAAAAGGGAUCUCAGAAUAACUCAUUGAUUGGAAAUGCCGGUGCCAUGAUCGGUGGUUGGGGUGACUGGGGAAUGCGCACGCCUACCCAAAGCACCUCGAAAGAUAAAGAAGUCAAAUGGAACUGGCCGACACCGAAGAAGCUCUUCACGGUCAAUCACGUCACAUCAACUUCGGUUCACAUUCGCGCUGAGGUCAUUCGAUGGGUGUACCUCGCUGGCUCGGAAAAGGCGAAACCCAUGAAGAAGAUCAUGCCACCUACAUCGAAUGCGACCAAGGGUGGCAGUGGCGGAGGAACGACGUCAAACAGCUUUCUUGCGUCCCUGAUUUCAUCUUUUUCGAAACCUUCCUCUUCCACUCCAAGACCUUCGCCAUUCUCUAAUGUCUCGGGCCGAUCCACGCCAAUCCCGCCUGCCAAAGCACCAUCCGUUGACAAGGUUGACGUGAAGAAGCUCGUGUCCGACCAAAGGAAAGUCGUGGAGAGCUCUGUACUACUCACAGUGUUCACCGCUGAGGCCAAAGUCAAACUCGAUGACAAAAUGGAAGUUGAGCUCGAGAGGGCGACGAAGAAACGAGCACCGCCUAGCGUCAAAGUCGGCCUGAUCUAUACUGGAAAGGACGAAUACGAUGCUAGUGAGAAGGAGGAUGUCGAGGAUGCCAACGGCUCCAAAGAUGUUGGGAGCGUGUUUCUUGGGCUGCGAGCCGACCUCGAAGGCAAUAACUCAUCCCGAGUUUACAUUGGUCAUGCAACCGGUCAAACGACUGGCAUAUCUGGACACAUGAGCGCCAGAUUCAUUCCGACGGUAGAAAGAGAGUCGAUUGACCUUGUCGACCGGCACGUUUCCAUCUGGAAUACUGAACUACUCCAUGUCGGGGGAUACCUCUCCCGUGUGGCGUACGAAACCGAAUUGGCCGCUAUAGCAAGACUAUACGUCGCUGCUUUACAAACAUCAUCCGGUGCAUUAUCAGGGCCAGAUGCAAACUUGGUGACGUGGUUGCAAGCUCGUUGUUUGCAUGCCCUCAAGUUCUUCACUUUUCGUCCUUCGACACCCUCGGCCGAGGUCUCACGCAUCAUGCAGACGACCUUUUUCUCUGCCUCUGAAUCCUUUAGUAUUUACUCGACUGCUGGCGUCAAGCCAGCCUCCGAAGUGCGCGUGCGAAGUCCCGAGAUGGAGAAAUUUGUGAAGACCCUUCCUAUCGUGCCGAAGGAGAUACAAGAUGGGGCCCCAGAUGUGAUCGGUCUACUUCAAGGCAGAAAUAUGAUUCGACAGAUUACGUUCGACGACAUCAUUGGGGAAAUGCGGGGACGAUGCUUCGAGGAAGAGGAGAUGAUUGAGUGCCUUAAGUGGCGUGUUGGCUUGCCCCGGCAAGCGGCAUUUGAUCAACACUUCCGAGAACAAUUCCUGGGCGCCGGUGUUUUCCGUGUAGCUGCGAAGCCAAAGAACGGCGCGGCAGACCAGAAGGGGGGUCAAGACGAACGAGUCAUACCGCUGGCCACAAUCAAGACCUUUGUCAACCCCAGCGGACUCGUCCCGCUUGAAGGCCCAUUCCCCUCGUCCACUUUACCCCUUCCAUUCUCAACGACCAAAGGACUCUCGUUCGCGGCCUUCUCUGAGCUCUUUGGAUGGAACCCAUUUUCUAUUAAUGAUUGGGUGAUUUUCCUCUCUUCCAAACCACCAGCAGAAUCGCCAGGCGCUGAACAUGACAUUUCCCUCUCUCCGAUAUUCGCAGAGAAAGUUUUAUCCGCUAUUGCCAAGGGAUGGGCGAAUAUAUCGAAAGCAAACCAAGAUCAAAUUGUGCUGCGAUUAUCCCCUCUGCCUUGCAUACCGACCCAGCUCGGCCUUAAAACCGCUAGCGACACCUACUUUCCGGCGGCUCAUGUUUUCGCGGACCUCCCCAUGGUGACUUUCCCCUCAACCAACGCUCUCCAAGGACGUAGCAAAACGGCGACAGAGUCUCUACUAGCAGCGCUUGGAGUGAGGAAACACGUUGAUCUUCAAGUCGUAUUCAAUCGCAUGAUCAAGACGGGUGAUUGGACGAUACCUCAAUUGGUCAAGUAUCUCGCUGGCGUGCGUGAUACGUUGACUCGAGAAGAGAUUGAGAGGCUCAAGCAGACGGCAGCUUUCUCCAAAGAGGAGCACGAAAAUCCAACUGGCAAGGACACCCAAGAAUACUCAGAUGUCAAGUCGGUUGCCAGCACCACAACAGCGACUGGAACUCCUCGCAAAGUUCGAUACAAGAUUAGCUCUCUCUACGAACCGACAGAUGCGAUGCGGCAGCUCAAAUUGCCUGUACUGGAUUGGGGUGACAACCCAAAGUGGCGAGUGAACUCUGAUGAAGCCAAGUUCCUGUUCUUCCUGGGCCUACAGAAAUAUCCAUCACUACCCGACUUGCUAAAGCUGGCUGGGGGGUCGGACGCAGAAAUAAGGGAACUUGCCCUCCGUUACCUCUUUGACAAGUUUAAUACUCAAUAUCAGAAUUAUCAACCUGGUAGCUUUGAUAUCGCAUUCAUUCCCGCUAUUGGCCCCGACGGAAAGGAGUUUUUGGCCAAGCAUAAUCAAGUCUUUUCGGAACCUGGUUGUACUAUCAUUGGCUUCGCUGUUGUUCGAAGCGAUAUCAAAGAGGAUGCCCAGACAAAGUUGAAGAUAUUUAGGCACCCGACUGCGCAGAUGGCUGCAAGAGCUCUUCUGCAGAGACCCCCGAAGACAGAAGAAGACGCCAGAAGGGUUUUUGAAUAUCUUACGAAUAUCCUCGGGGACUUCACUCCCAGUGACUUGAGCACUCUACGUGACUCUCCCAUUAUUCCAGCUAAAACCCCUACUUCCACCGGUAUCACUAUGGUCCGACCUUCUGAAUGCUACUUCAAGAAGGAAGACGGGCAGGCGAACCUUCAUUCAAAGCUUUUCACCUUUAUCGACUUUGGAGUUCGCGCAAACAAUUUCCUUGCAGCGUGUGGGGUGAGGAAUGCACCGACGACUGAUGAGGUGGCAAGGAUGCUAGUUGCCAAUCCUGUUGGGUUCUACCAACUUGCAGGAAGCGCAGAGAGAUUCAAGGCAGAGCUGAGGCAGAUGGCUGCUAGUCUAGGAGAUAUCACAUCCGCAACCAAGCAGGCCAUGAAGAGGGCCCCGAUCCUUCUCGGCUCUCGGGUAGCUGAUGAAAAGUCGAGCGAGAAUAGGGCUCGGAGUAACUCGGUAGGAAUGGAAGAGGAGGAGGACAGCGUAACGGUAUCAUAUGAGUUAUUGCGUGCGGAUCAGAUUGUCAUUAUCGACGAUGUUAAUUCGUAUGCACAAUUCAAGGAUACCCUAUAUGGAGCUCCUCAAGAGGAUAUCCUCGAAGCGCUCUAUGCCCAUCUCGGCUCCCCUCGCUUGAGCCAGCUCAUCAAAGAGGAGUACAAACCAGUGGGAGAAAUGCCCGACUCCUCCGACGCUGCUAAAGUGCGAAAGCUGGUCCUGGAACGCUUGCCUCUGUUCCUGCACCAGCGACAUCAAGGACGGGUCCUUAUCAGCCAUGAAUGGAUGCAGAACCCAUCAAAUUUCGUUGUCAAAAAGGUUGCCCGUCUGAUUCUGCAGAAGACACUUGUAUGGGCAGGCCGACGGUCGGUAAAGGAUUCGGAAGCCUCCUCAGUAGCGAAGCGCGAAGGAUUUAAUCGUACUCUGAUUCUCUAUGUUGCUGGUAAUAUCCCAUUGGAUCUCUAUGAGGUCGCAAAUUCUCUUUGCAAGCAGCUCUUUGAUACCCCAAAACUCAACGAUAGCUUGCUCUUCAGCACUAUUCUCUCCACAGACUUGCCUAGUCUGCGUCGUAGAGGAUACAAUGUUGAUAGGAUUUUGAACCAGCAAAAGGUGGAACGAGAAGCACGAGAGUCCGCAAGACGUGCGGCCGAGCGAGAGGCGGCGCAGAUGCGUCCUCCUGGAUCGUUUGUCGACAAUACUCAUCCAGAGGAGCCGGCUAGCGUAACAGGAGCCGCUCCUCCUCUCCCUCCCAAACGCCCAGACGACAUAUCACAGACGGGUGGUGAAACAACUCCUCGACCAGAAACGCCUACCACAGUCGAGAAGGACAGAAAUAGCAAAGGGUUCUUCAAUACCAUGAAGAAUAAAUUUUCUGAAUCGAAUCGAUCCGGACCCACCGCUGGUACCUCUACGAACCACCGGAACAAGAUUCAAGGAAAUACACAGCCUACACCAGAGUCUGAUAUCAACAAGAAUGUAGAGCAGGCGAUAAACGCGUGCAGGCCCGAAGCACGUAAUCUGCUCCAGAAUCGCCAGCGCAUGGAGAUGAUCAAGGAAGCCCUUGACGAAGGCUAUUGUGACGUCUCUGGUAUGGCGGGAGAUCUCGUCGCAGUCGGGACUGUCAGCAACAUUCGCAUCUAUGCAGAUAAAGUUGUACCAAAUGCGCAGCAAUUGCUCCUCCAAACCAAACUCGAUGUGAUCAAUCGGUUCAUCAGCAUCAUUCAACCAUUGAAGAAGGUGUACAAGCUACCCGACUCGUCGCUCCAUAUCUUUUACAAUUUGGAGGGACCUACGAUUGCGUUUAAUGCGGGAGGCGCACUCUUCCUCAACUUGCGUUACUACGAAGGAUGGCACGACACGCAACUUCAGAAAAAGGAGCCGAUCAAGGCCAUGAUCUCGUGGUUCUUCACAUUGGCGCAUGAGAUUGCGCAUAACCUCAUCGGACCACACAAUGCGGAGCAUUCAUAUUACAUGAACCAGAUCUCGUCAACGCAUCUGCUGGCGCUGGUAGACGAGCUUCAAGCCAUCCAGUUUGGUAUUGCAUAG